CUGGGCGCUGGAGUCGCGGCUUCUCUAUCGCUUCCUCCGGUGGUCAACCCAGCGUUCGCCACCUUUGGCAGCAGCGAACUGUGGGGCUGUCGGUGUGCGCUGCGACGAGCUAAUCGCUGACUUGCAAUGUAGAACCACAUUGGAAUGGUUUGAGUUGGAAGUGACCUUUUAAGUCAUCUAGUUCCAAUUCCCCUGCUAUGAGAACCACGAGUCCCGCGUAGUUCAAAGUCUGAUCCAGCCUAGCCUUGAACCCCUUGCAGUACAAGAAAGAUAAGGAGGUGCUGGAGAGUGAACAGCACAGGGCCUCAAAGAUGUUUAGGAGCAUACAGCGCUUCAUACGGGAAGAGACUCAGGGAGCUGUCAGACUCUUUUCAGUGAGACAGGACGAGGAGCAAUGGCCAUAAACUAAAAAACAAGAAGUUUCAGCUUAACAUGAAGACCUUUACAUGGAGAGUGGCAAGAGAUGGGCCGGUCGGGGCUGCCCAGGGAGGUCGUGGAGCCUCCCUCUCUGGAGACAUUCCAGACCGACCUGUACGCGUUCCCGUGAAGCCUGAUCAGGUGACCCUGCUUUGGCAGGAGCGUUGGACUAGAUGAUCUCCACAGGUCACUUCCAACCCUAAUAAUCUGUGACUCUGUGACUCAGGCUCCCUGGUCAGCCUGUUUCAGUGCCUCAGCACCCUCGCAGUAAAGAUUUGUUUCCUAACAUCUAAAAUGGAUUAUCCUCGUGCUUUUGUGCUAAAGCCGGCUGGCGCCCCGGCUCGGCGAAGAGCUGCCUGUGCCCGGCUAAAGCGCCUUUGCCAUGGGCAGAGGUAGCGCCGAGAGCGGGCUGAGUUACACCCGGACAGAAUUCGGCUGUGCCGGGGCUCUGGCCGGCGUUGUGACCGCCCGAGCACCGUGCGCUCUCCUGCGGUGUCCCCACAGGCAGGGGCUGCCCGGGAAGUCACACACGUUCCCUGAUCCCGGCAGGCGGCGGUGCCCAAGGGCGGGGGGCGCGCGGCUGCCGCUUUUCCCGCGCAGCCCGUGAGGUGAUCCCGGCGGGAGAACCCCUGCCACAGGCGCUUCCGCCCAGCUCCUCAAAACCAUCCCGCUGGGAGAACUCUCCCGCGGGGCUUGGAGCGACACUUCCCUGUGGCACUGCCCUGCCUUGGUGCCAGGUGGGCUGAGGGCACAGGGAGCAGUGCCUUCCCCUUCUCUCGGUGAGGCUUCUGAUUUCUGAGAAUCACCAUCCUGUUUCCCUUCAGUUUCGGCUGAGCCUGAGCCUGAGUGCAGGACAGCUUCGUACUUCACUGAAUGCCACCACCAUCUUCAGAUCCUGCCUCAAUUUUUCAGUCAUCCUGACAGUAAGAGUAGCUACUCUCGCUCGGAUUGAUGUUGUGCCCAGCUUGAAUGAGGAGGUUCUUCAUUCAAAUUUCCAGACCCAGGUACUGCUUUGGGGCAAUCAACAACAUACCAUGAAUAGCACCAGACACCAGUCACUGUUCUUUGUCAGUCUGCCUGAACUGCAAAAACUCUGUGCUGCAACAGUAACACUGAGUUCUCAGAUACCAGAAAGUGAGGCAAGGAGUACACAGAUAAAGACUUGCAGACAAUUAUUAUUCCUGUAUCAAGAAGUCCUUUCUGCACCUGUUAUGGGGACACUGAAUCAAAUUUCGGUUGUGAUGGCGAUACCAUUUUAUGAAUCAGGAAUAUGUCAAGCCUAUGUAGAGAGACACGGAGCUACUCUGGAAGCACCGCAAACAGUUACUCCAGCCCUUCUCCAAACCUGUCUCUCCUACACACUUACAGCCAGGCUUGCACCCAGAUGGAACAAGGCUGGUCAUCUCCUGGUGCAAGGGAAAGACUUUUUGUGUCAUUCAGGAAGGCAAAAUGCUGUUGUUAUAGACCUCAAUGUGUCAGAGAGACAGCUUUGCAUCAGUGUGGAGCCUUGCUCAAUUCGGCUGCCACCCCCCAAGCUGGGAGAUUUUGAUAUUUCAGCAAACACCACAAAACUGUUUGACAGCAAUGAAAAUAUGGUUAUUCAGCAACAUUCCAUAUUAAGUAACUGGUGCUAUGUUUUGCCAAGCAUGAAAAUGGGUCAGAUCAUAAACAUCAGCCACAUAAUUCCUCCAGAAUCUCCUUUCCGUUCAUAUAAGGAUUUUCAGAUGCACUGGAAGAGUCUGUAUGGAUAUAUUCUUCCUGAGGAUCUCGAAGAGACAAAAAUAUACUUGAGUGUUUACUUCAAACCAAUAGGGGAAAGGUUCUUUACGUACCCUUUAAGUUGCAUCCGAAGUCAGCCAGUGCAGUAUUUCCCCAGAACAGAUGCAGAAAGUGUAGUGAACUCUUUUCUUUCUGACAUGAAGAGCAAUUUUUCACAGCUGUGUGGAUUUCCAGUAAAGAUGACAAGUAAAGCACUUUAUGCUACAAAAGAACUCACCAGGCCUUCAGUGCAUGAAAUAAAACCUAAGCAUACAAAAUUGGACGGUGAGAUGGUUUGUGUAGUAUCUCUGACGCAGGCUCCUCCAAGAAAACCGACUUUGCCUGGAAUUCCUUCACCGUGCAGUGCGGAAAAUAGCCACUGGAUGGAGUGUUUGAUCCAAGAGCCAGGAGCACACAGUUUUUCGAGUAAGACUACAGGAGGGGUUAGCAUUGAAGCAACAGAGAAGUCAAUGAGCAAUAAGCAAAUACCUGGCGUGCCAAAGUUACCAACGGCAAAAUCUUUAGCACCACCUGUAAACUCAGCCUUUGAAUCCACGCCCCCAAAAGUCAGCAAAAUUAUACCAAUUUUCAAAGGAAAGUUGAUGCAAAUGAAUGGAAAGAUCACAAGUCAAACAGAUAGGAAGAAAAGGGAAAAUGCUGAAUGGCAUUCACCAAUAAAAAGUGUGGGUAUUUCAUCUUCUAUGCUCUCUGUGCACAAAUCCAGCAUAACUCAGGUUUUCAAACACAUUCAAGACGUGCCAGUCAAAACUCCUACUGACAGCAGCGCCCUUCAGGUAAAGAACACAAAGACACACCCAAAACAUGGUACACCCAUAUUCCGAUGGAAAACCCAGUCUAAUGGACAAAUUACUAACUCUGAUUUUUCUGAAAACUCUGCUUCAGGUGGGAGUCCAAGUGAAGUCAGUCACAAAAAGACAAAUUCUCUGUUCUUUCUUAAACAUGUUGGGCCAGUGCUUCAGAAGUCAAGCACCAGUCCAUGUCUGAAUACACAUGAAUCUCCUACUUCUAGUGCAAGAAGGGGGAAAAAGUUUGCAAGUCAAAAUACUACUCAAUUUUUUGAGAAACAACACCAGUCAAAGGAAGUGCAUUUGCAAAUUUGUAAAUUAGACAAUGAAAUGACAAUUUCCAGCUUGCCACUGCAACAAACAAAGAGAUCAAAUAAAGGAGCUGGGUUAAAUAUUCAUGAAUCUGUCUUCAAAGAUACAGUGUGCAUGGCCAAAAGUGAAGCAAACAAAGCAGCAUGCCACUCUAAGGACUGUACUGCUGAGACAACCAGUCAUCAUUCCAAACCUAACUUUGAACAGAUGAUUGCAGGGAGCAGGUAUCUGACAUGUGAAACACUGACCUCAAAACCAACUUUGCCAGACAUGGAGAACAACAUGGAAGCAUCUGUAAAGAAAGGUUGUGCCAGAAGAAGACAGCAGAAAGAAGAAGGUUAUUCGAAGUUAAAGAGAGCCAAAAGAAGUAAAACUUCUACUUAAGGAGUUCUGGAGUAUUGAAAGAAAACACUACAUCUGGGUUCCCAAGAGGGCAGUAACAUACUUCAGAAUCUCUGAACUUUGUGUAUUUUGCUGUUUGCCAUUGGUAGCAGUUUCUGGAUGAAAAUUUGAGGGUUAAAUACAGUCAGAUGAAUCCAUGUAUCAUCAACUUCUUCAGACAGUUCAGGUUAAUAAGCCUCUAAUGCAUAUGAAAAUUCAACUAAAUUGUUUAGUUUUUGAAUUACAUUAUGUAUGUCCUGCUACUUGCUUACACAGUUAAUCAUUCUUCCAAAUUAUUUUGUUGUUUCUAGUCAGGUUUUUAAAGAUAAACUAUUUAAUUCUUUGUUACAGUGCCUGGGCCAGUUUGAUUCAUCAGUAAAAAAAUCCCAAACAAGUUUUCCUUAUCGAGUCAAAUGACUGGAGAAUAAACAAUUUUAUUCCUACAGAAAUAAUUUAAAGGCUGGAUUUGAGUCAAGCUUCAUUAAUUCUCAUUGUAAUUUUUGAUGACUUUUCAGAUAUGAAACUGCUGUGUAAAAUAUUUUUUUAAGUUUAGUUCCCCAUUCUUCAGGAGUUCUUAGAAAACCUGUAAUUGGCCUUUGAGGAGUUUUGUUGCUGUGUGACUUCAGUGACCUACUGGGAUGUGCAGAUACAAAUAUAUACACAUAUGUAAGAUUGUUGCCUCAUAAUCACUGCUUUGGGGUGACUAAUAUUGUGUUCCCUGGAAAAUAAGAAUCAAAUGUCACACUAGCUCCUAAACUCAAACGUUACAGAACUGUAGUUUAACACUUGUUUUGGACAUACAUUUGCAAAUCUUUUUUUCUGAAGGGAUUGAUACAAUGGGACUUUGUGCCUUUCAUUAAACUUUUUUUUUUUAGGUUCAUAUUGCAAUAGCUGUAUUUCUCUUCGCUUCAUUUUUCCAAGCUGGAUUUUGUCCUACUACUAUGACAACUUUUGUUUUGUUUUGUUUUGCUUUUUCUUGAAUGGUGACUGUCAACAUGGUUUUAAUACAUAAUACAAAAACAAACAAACAAACAAAGGAAAAAACCCCAAACAACAAGCCAAGACAAACACUAAAAGUGCUAUAUGCUCAGCAAGAAAUCAGAUUAUAUUUUCAUUUUGUAUGGAAGCUGGUAUAAAAGGCUCCUUUUCAAAUGCUGUGGUUUAGUUACCUUUCAUAGGUUUAACUAUAUGUAACUGAUCUUUCUCCUGUCUUACAUGAAAAACCCUGUAGAGUAGUUGCAUUUCUACCAUGCUAUAUAAAUUAUUGUUUUGCCUGAUCUGUUUCCUAUUGUUGUUUUUAAAAUGCUGCUGGUUGCCAGCCUUUGUCUUGUAUUAUCACAGAAGUAAUUUUGCACAAUUUUUGCAUUUUUUUCAAUGUUUACAUUGUUUUGUGUUAUCUGUUAUAGAACUCAAAAUACAGAAAAAAUUAUUUA
Messenger RNA from Cyanistes caeruleus (blue tit), 5107 nucleotides. RefSeq names its product chromosome 1 C18orf63 homolog (gene C1H18orf63). NCBI's taxonomy places the organism in Eukaryota, Metazoa, Chordata, Aves, Passeriformes, Paridae. The record is from RefSeq and is a predicted model, not a curated record.